AUGGGAAAGUUGGUUGAUUUGGGUUCUGAAAUGGGUAAUUCGGGAUUUAUGGUAAGAAAUAAAUGGUGUAGCAGGUGCAAUCAUCCCUUACCCCCUAUAGAAAUUCGCGGAAGUACUCUUCAUAAGGUUGUUCCAAGAAAAAAGCAAAAUGAAGAUAACAAUACUACCCACAAAAGCUUCAAUCACUUACAGCUAGCUGCUUCAGCACCAUCAAUCUGUCUAGCUAGAAUAUUAAUUCACCCAUACUGCAUAUAUACUAAGAGUGUCCACAAAAAUGUCGAAGCAGCUGCUCUUUCUCUCAUCAUUAUUACUUCUACUGAUCUUCCUUUGCUGCCCACAGUUUUUGCUCCGUCUCCAGCACAAGCUCCAGUUUCUCAGUCUCCACUGCCAGCAGCACAAGCUCUAGUUACUCAGUCUCCACUGCCAGCAGCAAAAGCUCCAGUUGCUUCGUCUAUUGUGCCACCUCUAGCACCAUCAGGUCCACCCAACUUCACUGUAAUCCUUGAGCAGGCCCAUCACUUCACUACAUUGAUUAGGCUGCUAAAGAGCACCAGGUUGGAUAACGAAAUUUACGUAAAGCUCAAUGACUCAAGUCAAAGCCUAACCAUGUUUGCCCCAACUAAUAAUGCCUUCGGUAACCUUAAAAAAGGUAUUCUCAACUCAUAUAGUGAUCAGCAAAAGUUUUAGCUGAUAAAAUUCCGUCUCAUCCCUUUUUUCCUUUCACUCCCUGCAUUUCAAACUCAGUAAUCCAAUGAACACAGAGGCCGGUAGUAAUGACUAGUACCCGAUAAAUAUAACCACCGUGGGAAAUCAGGUGAACAUAUUAACUGGGAUCGUUGACACAACAAUAUCCGACACAAUUUAUUCUGAUAACCAGCUAGCGGUAUAUCAGGUGGACCUGGUGCUCCUUCCAUUACAAAUCUCUAUCUUUGCAUUGUUCGCACACCAAACAAAUAAAUAAAUGUUGAAGUAUUACUCAAGA
Camellia sinensis is the source of this 982-nucleotide messenger RNA. NCBI's taxonomy places the organism in Eukaryota, Viridiplantae, Streptophyta, Magnoliopsida, Ericales, Theaceae. The record is from RefSeq and is a predicted model, not a curated record.